Messenger RNA from Coccomyxa subellipsoidea C-169, 665 nucleotides. RefSeq names its product MPT family transporter: inner membrane translocase Tim13. Bases 84 to 323 code for a protein of 79 amino acids. NCBI's taxonomy places the organism in Eukaryota, Viridiplantae, Chlorophyta, Trebouxiophyceae, Coccomyxaceae. The transcript is spliced from 4 exons. The record is from RefSeq and is a predicted model, not a curated record.
GUUUUAGCAAAGUCUUUCUGGUCUCCGUUUCCUGCUUGUCUUCGACCGCGUUGGCAAUUUGGCAUUCCUGUCACGAUCCGGAGAUGGGAAGUCCCAGUGACCACCAAGUCAUCUCGCAGUUGCAAACAGAGCUGCAGACUGCCUACCUUCAGGAAUUUUACACGACCGUCAGAGACAAGUGUUUUGAGAAGUGCGUGACUAAACCAUCAAGCAGUCUUGGAAGCAGUGAGCAGCAAUGCUUGGCGCGGUGUUGUGAUCGGUAUGCAGAGGCGACGCAGGUUGUAAUGCGGGCUGUCCUGGAGCAGAGCGGCUUAGGAGAUUAGAUGGUGAUUUGCAGCAGAAGGCUGCACUAUAGGAGCAGCUGCUCAUGCCCUUGUGGCAUUCCUGUGCAUCAGGAGCUCAUCUGAGACCUCAGGAUAUUAUGACUUGCCUGUCGUAAUGGGAUAGAUGGACAUGAAUGUUACUUGUGGCUGGGCUUGACACAUGAACGCAUGCGCUACUUGGAAAAGCUCCCAAAAUGUCUGGAAAGGUGCUGGCUCAGUGUUGUCGCUCUGUUUCUUUAUGGCAUCUGACCAUCUGACUUUGUGUCACGUAUGUCAUGCAUCUGGGUGCAAAAAUUGCGCAGAGGGAGUACCGUAUUCAAAAUUUAAAGUUCGAUUCAUCAG